This is a messenger RNA of Leptonychotes weddellii (Weddell seal), 664 nucleotides long. The record is from RefSeq and is a predicted model, not a curated record. Lineage: Eukaryota; Metazoa; Chordata; Mammalia; Carnivora; Phocidae.
UCCCACCUGUUCCUGCCAAUCUCCGGGAAGGAGAAAUGACACUGGAGAGGCAGAGAGGAGUGACUGCAGAGACAGAGCGGUGGGUGGGCUGGCCCAUGGCUGAAGCCUCGGUCCCAGAGCUGAGGGGAGAUGCCGAAGCCACACCUUGCCCCAGUGUUCUGGAACUGGAGGAGCUCCUGAGGGCAGGGAAGAUUUCUUGCAGCCACGUGGAUGAAGUUUGGCCCAACCUUUACAUAGGAGAUGCGGCCACGGCAAAUAACCGCUUUGAGUUAUGGAAGCUGGGCAUUACCCACGUGCUGAACGCAGCCCACGGGGGACUCUACUGUCAGGGUGGCCCUGAUUUCUACGGCAGCAGUGUGAGCUACCUGGGGGUACCAGCCCACGACCUCCCCAAUUUCGACAUCAGUGCCUACUUCUCCUCCGCAGCCGACUUCAUCCACCGUGCCCUCAGCACACCUGGGGCCAAGGUCCUGGUGCACUGUGUGGUAGGGGUGAGCCGCUCCGCCACGCUGGUCCUGGCCUAUCUCAUGCUGCACCAUCAGCUGUCCCUGCGCCAGGCUGUGAUUACCGUGAGGCAACACCGGUGGGUCUUCCCCAACCGAGGCUUCCUCCACCAGCUCUGUCAGCUCGACCAGCGGCUGCGGGGCGCAGGCCGGAACUGAGG